This is a messenger RNA of Centrocercus urophasianus (Greater sage-grouse), 6273 nucleotides long. RefSeq names its product CYLD lysine 63 deubiquitinase (gene CYLD). Bases 239 to 3103 code for a protein of 954 amino acids. NCBI's taxonomy places the organism in Eukaryota, Metazoa, Chordata, Aves, Galliformes, Phasianidae. The transcript has 17 exons. Gene Ontology annotation, cellular component: cytosol. The record is from RefSeq and is a predicted model, not a curated record. Gene Ontology annotation, biological process: necroptotic process; protein K63-linked deubiquitination; regulation of mitotic cell cycle. Gene Ontology annotation, molecular function: cysteine-type deubiquitinase activity; K63-linked deubiquitinase activity.
GCCCGGCGGAGAGGCAGGCUGCGUUUCGGUGGCGGAGCCGCGGUGCGCCAAAGAUGGGACCGUGAGGCGGGCACGAGCAGGCCUUCUGCUCUGGAGUUGGUUCUCUGCAAUAUGAAAACUGAAUCGUUUCACAAAUCGUGGACCUUCUAGUAGAAUUUUUCAAGAUCAGUAGACAUAUAACAACAGCUUUAUUUUUUUUCUUGAAAUCUUCUGUGCAGCUUCUGAAGUUUCAGUCACAAUGAGUUCAGGGUUAUGGAGUCAAGAAAAAGGAAGUUCAUCCUAUUGGGAAGAGCGCAUCUUUUACCUGCUUCUCCAAGAAUGCAGUGUCGUAGACAAGCAGACUCAAAAGCUAUUGAAGGUGCCCAAGGGUAGCAUUGGGCAGUUUUUUCAAGACCGUUCUUCAAUGGGACACUCCAGAAAUAUUCCUUGUAAAGGCAAGAAACUACAGAUUGGAUUAAAAAUUCUGGAACAACCUCAUGCAGUUCUUUUUGUGGAUGAGAAGGAUGUUAUCGAAAUAAAUGAAAAGCUAGCUGAACUGCUUUUGGCGAUUACUAACUGCGAGGAAAGGUACAGCUUGUUUAAAAGCAAAAGCAGAUUAACUAAAGGCAUCCAAAUAGAUAUUGGCUCACCUGUUAGAGUACAGCUUAGGUCGGGAGAAGAGAAGUUUCCUGGAGUUGUUCGUUUCAGAGGACCCUUGCUGCAGGAAAGGUCCCUAACAGGGAUAUAUUUUGGAGUAGAACUGCUGGAAGAAGGUCGUGGCCAGGGCUUUACUGAUGGACAGUACCAAGGCAAGCAGCUUUUCAGAUGUGAUGAGGAUUGUGGGGUUUUUGUUGCUUUGGACAAACUGGAGCUGGUGGAAGAAGAUGACAAUGAACUGGAAAGUGACUAUGCAGCUCCAGUUGACGCAAUGCAGGUAGAACUUCCUCCUCUGGAGAUCAACUCCAGGGUUUCUCUGAAGAUAGGAGAGAGUAUAGAGUAUGGGACAGUUAUAUUCUGUGAUGUCUUACCAGGAAACGAAAGUUUAGGAUACGUUGUUGGAGUGGACAUGGAUAAUCCUAUUGGAAACUGGGAUGGAAGAUACAAUGGCAUACAGCUGUGCAGUUUUGCAAGUGUUGAAAGUACCCUUCUUUUGCAUAUCAAUGAUGUUAUACCAGAGACUGUGUCACAAGACAGGAGACCUCCCAAGCUUGCCUAUACCGCAAGAGGUGGUGGUGAUAAAAGUGUGUUCAACCAUAGUAAGCCAAAGGCAACAGGAUCUACCUCUGAGCCUGGAAAUAGAAACAGAUCUGAAGUCUUCUACACAUUAAAUGGAUCAUCAGUUGAUUCUCAGCCUCAAGCAAAAACAAAACCCCCAUGGUAUAUUGAUGAAGUUGCUGAAGACCCUGCAAAAUCACUUACUGAUUCAUCUCCUGGAUUUGGGCAUUCUUCACCACCACUGCAGCCACCUUUAACAAACUCUAUGACUACAGAAAACAGAUUCCACUCUCUCCCUUUCAGUUUGACAAAAGCAUCAAGUACUAACGGUGCUAUUGGACACAGUCCUCUGUCUUUAUCUGUUCAGUCAGUCAUUGGUGAUGUAAACACUACAGCUAACCAGGAAAGUCCAUCAACAGGAGGCCCUGUUGGUAACUCGCAUGGUCUUGAAGCAGGUUCCUUGGCUGAAGUCAAAGAAAAUCCCCCUUUCUAUGGAGUAAUCCGCUGGAUUGGCCAGCCUCCUGGGGUAAAUGAAGUGUUAGCUGGACUGGAGCUGGAAGACGAAUGUGCAGGUUGUACAGAUGGAACAUUUAAAGGAACUCGAUACUUCACUUGUGCUCCAAAGAAAGCUCUUUUUGUUAAACUGAAAAGCUGCAGACCAGAUUCCAGGUUUGCGUCACUACAGCCGGUUUCCAAUCAGAUUGAACGCUGCAACUCUCUAGCCUUUGGAGGUUACUUAAGUGAAGUGGUAGAAGAAAACACUCCUCCAAAAAUGGAAAAAGAAGGUUUAGAGACAAUGAUUGGAAAGAAGAAAGGUAUCCAGGGUCAUUACAACUCCUGUUACUUAGACUCCACCUUAUUCUGCUUGUUUUCUUUUAGCUCCGUUUUGGACACUGUGUUACUCAGGCCUAAAGAAAAGAAUGAUGUAGAGUAUUAUAGUGAGACUCAAGAGUUAUUGCGAACAGAGAUUGUGAAUCCUCUUAGAAUAUAUGGAUAUGUAUGUGCUACAAAAAUAAUGAAACUGAGGAAAAUACUUGAAAAAGUUGAGGCUGCAUCAGGAUUCACUUCAGAGGAAAAAGAUCCAGAAGAAUUUUUGAAUAUUUUAUUUCAUCAUAUUCUAAGAGUUGAACCACUGCUGAAAAUAAGAUCAGCAGGUCAGAAAGUACAAGACUGUUAUUUCUACCAAAUUUUUAUGGACAAAAAUGAGAAAGUUGGAGUCCCAACAAUUCAGCAGUUACUGGAGUGGUCGUUCAUCAACAGCAACUUGAAGUUUGCAGAGGCUCCUUCAUGCCUGAUUAUUCAGAUGCCUCGAUUUGGAAAAGACUUCAAAAUGUUCAACAAAAUUUUUCCAUCCUUGGAGCUAAAUAUAACAGAUUUACUUGAAGACACUCCCAGGCAGUGCCGUAUUUGCGGAGGGCUGGCUAUGUAUGAGUGCAGAGAAUGUUAUGAAGAUACCGAUAUUUCUGCUGGGAAAAUCAAGCAGUUCUGCAAAACCUGCAAUACACAAGUUCAUCUUCAUCCCAGGAGACAGAGUCAUAAAUUCAAUCCAUUGUCACUCCCUAAAGAUCUGCCAGACUGGGAUUGGCGACAUGGCUGUAUCCCAUACCAGAAGAUGGAGUUGUUUGCUGUCCUCUGCAUAGAAACAAGCCACUAUGUAGCUUUUGUGAAGUACGGGAGAGAUGACUCUGCCUGGCUUUUCUUUGACAGCAUGGCAGAUCGGGAUGGAGGUCAGAAUGGCUUUAACAUUCCACAAGUCACCCCAUGCCCAGAAGUUGGCGAAUACCUGAAGAUGUCUGUAGAAGAACUGCACUCACUGGAUUCCAGAAAAAUUCAAGGUUGUGCACGAAGACUGCUCUGUGAUGCUUACAUGUGCAUGUAUCAAAGUCCAACCAUGAGUUUGUACAAAUGAACAACGCCCUCUGGAAAGCUGAAGAAAGGACAGAUUUCUACUGUUGCGUUCUCUGCAUUUUUUGUUAGUUUUGAUGCAACCGUUGCUGGCGAUGGAUGCGAUGACAAGGAAGAAGUUGACUGAGAACAAAAGGAUCACUGUUCCAAAAACUACUUGUGGAGUUCUGAGGUGGAAGUAUUUAAGCAUUUUGCACUCUAGGAAGUGUGCUUGUGUGUGUUUGUUUUAUAAACAAAGUCUAAAUGAAGUUACUAAAACUUAAAGCUUUAAGUGCAUUCAUUAUAUAUGGACAUUAAAAAAAAAAAAAGAAGAAAAAAGUGGAGUUAUUCUCAGGAGAAACCUCCUUAGUCCAUUGAGAAUGUAAAGAUGUGGUGUUACUGCUCGGGUGAGUUUCUAUGGACCAAGGAUGAUAAUUCUUGUUUCUCUCCCCCUCAGCACUGCCUUUUUAGCACCAUUAAUUCUUCAAGAGAAUAACUUCAGUUUUAACAAGAUAAAUGUUAAACUGUUCAUUGCAUUUUAAUUCUGUCCUGUUAACUGUCUGCUGUCAUACAUUUACAUCUUCAGAAAUUCAUGUCCAUUACUUAAACAUCUCAGUUCCUGUCCUGUGGAAGUCAAGCACACUGACUUGUUGUUUGGGAAGUCGGGAUUGUUGGAGAGAAGAAGAGAGCAGUAAGAGGAAGGAUAACUGCUUAAAAUUAGCAGUGCAAGGGUAUGGAUCUAACUGAUGUGUAAAGAAAGCAGACUGGAACAGAUCAUCAACUAUAUACAGAUGAUUGGAGGACAAAAUAAAGUAAGGGUUGCCUCAGGGAAUGGUAUUGAAACGGAGUUUAGUUCUUGGUGAAACAAAACUGACUUUUAUACAAUACAUUAAGCUACUACCUAGGAAUACAUUACACAUCUGACUCUUGAUAUCAGGAUUACUAAUGAAUAUUAAAAAUAUCUGCUGGGAAAAAUGAAACCAGAAGUACAGGAUCAGAGUUUUACAGUUUUACCUAGUACUUAAUGAAAACUAAUUUGAAAAGCUGCAAAAUCUGUAUUGUGUAAAAUGCACUUGGAAGUCUGUUGGUUCCUGUUUGCCAUGAAUUUUUGUGUUGUUGCUUUUUAGCUACUUCUGUAGCUAAGUGCUAUAUAUAAUGUGUGUACACAGUGAAAUCUGGUUGUACAAAGGAGUUAGUUACAAAUUGCAUAUAUGUAUGAGCUGUACAUUUUCAACUAGAGAUGUUUUAUAUGGAAAACUUCCUCCUUGGGAUCAAGUCCAUAUAGAAAACGCAACAGGAAAAGCUGCUUUAUCCACUGUUUUAAAGAGGAUGGGGAGUGAUCCUGUGUUGUAAAUGUUACUUUAUGCUUCUUGAAGAAAACAAAACUCUCCCUGUGGGACAUGCUCUACCACUGGGUUCUGCUAGAGCAAGGUAGGGAAGUGCUCAAAGGACUACUCUGUCAGCUCUAAGGAAAACAAAGGGGGGCUGAGAGCACUGAUCUGUUCCCUGGGCAGCUGCAUGAAGUGUGGUCUGAGUUUUCACUCUCAAGAGCAAAGAACUUUUUGGUGUCACUGCUGCUUUUGCCUCUAAUAAUCUCCUGGCUUCCAAGGACCCUUGCCUUAUUUAUCUCAUCUGUGCUCCUGGCAAAAUGCUAAUUCUCUAGUUGCAGUACUGAGUUCUUAAACUCCUUUUCUCCCAAAGAAUUCCUGUAAGGCUUUAUUUACCUGCUGGAUUCGGUAAACAUCUGUCAGCAGAGGGCUGUUGUUGGCAGUGGUUCUUCCUUGGCUCUGGGAAAGCAGCUGCAGGUGCUCAGAUGUGUUGACAGAGAUGCCAUAGAAGCAGUGGGUAGGGACUAUAAAGUAAAAAUGACUAGGCUGGUAUUUACUUUAUAAUGCCACUUACUUGCUUACACAGUGGGAGCAGAAAGUAUGAUUUCCACCCCCUCCUCCCCCAAAAAAGAAAAAAAAAAAAGAAAAGAAAACAUAUAUUAAUAACAAACAGGACUGAAUUGAAGUUGAUGGGUGUGAAUAAAUGAACUGCUUGGCUUCCUGGCUGCAGUUUUUCUCAUCUGACUGCUCUGUGGUAAUCUAGCAAUGUAAAUGAGAUGUCAUGGAACCUAACCUGGGUUUUCUAUUUCAGGAAGGAUUACAAAGCAAACAUCUUUCACUCUAAAAAGAAAUGUGUAAAAUAAGUUAGAGAAUUCAGGAUGUGCCAAAGGGGAUUGAAUAAGCUAAUUUGAGGAGAGCCUGCAUUUAAUACCUGCCCUUCUGGUAAAGGCAGUGCACAAAAGUUCCAGUGACUGAGCACUCACCAUUGAUAUAUAUAAUACAUUUGGGAAUGGCCCAGGUAUUUUUUUUUUUUCCUAUUUCUUUUGAAAAUGCAGAUGCACCCCUAAAUUAAUAGCACUUGUUAAAUGAGAUGAUUGCUUCAUGGUUCACCUCUCACAUCUUGCUAAUGUGGUCUUAAGGUAUGAGUAAGAAUGCACAUACAAGGUACAGUUCCUAAUGGCCUGCAAACAAAGUUGAGAGAAAAAAGAAAGGACUGCAGUACUUAGUGCUCACCAAUAGAAAUCCCCAAAGCGCUGUAGGCUGCAGCAGAAGGCUGGUGUAUUUUGGUAACUGGAGAAAAAGCUGCAAAAUUCUCUUCAGUUAAAGGAUCCUGAACAUAUGUUGAAAGUGUAGUACUGUGUUUUACUGAAUAGCUUCAGCAGUGGCUACUUUAAGCAAGUGCAGUGUGUCACAGGAGUUAUUCCUACAAAUGGUUGGUUCAUUUCAAUGCACUUAUUUUUCUUGUGCACUUUAUGCUCCACUGAAUAGAUAAACUUGGUCACCACGGUCCCUACUGCCAGCCUGUGUCACACAAAGCUGGAGCACAAUUGGCUGCAGAUUGCAACUUGGUGUUUCAGACCUGAGAUGGUGUAAAAAGCAGCUUGAAAGCUUUGUGUAUUUUUACCACUGUAACAAAGCAUGUUUUCUCUGUUCUUGAUGUUUUGCUAAAUAAACAUCUCAUGUUUUGUGCACAAAUCAUCUCCUUAAACUUACAAAUGCUGUCUGCAGAAUGGGGUAGGGAAACAAACCAUUGUAUCAGGUUGCCCUGAACUAGCCUUAACUUUUCUUCCCCAAUGGUAGAAAGCAAUUAGCUGCUGCUGCAAUGUACCAUGUGUUCUUUCUGUAUUAAUUAAAAGUAUUAUUCUUA